CAUUAGAAGACUAAGAAAAAGAAGAUGAGCUCUCUGUUGUGCUCACACCAUCUACUACCAUUAUCAUCUCUCUCAAGAACAACUCUAAAAACUAAACCUCAAUAUCCAAAAACCCUAAUUAUUCCUAACAACAAACCAAGAUGGGAAUCCAAGGUCCACGCAGGACCCAAGGGGUUUCAAUCUACUAAAAGCUCUCAAAAACCAGGCCGGCCAGACCCGGACCCGGAAGACGACCCGCCGAUACCUCAAGAAGUGUUCGAGAGGAUGAUGGGGAGGAUUGUGGUGUCUGUAGGAACACCACUGGGGUUGGGAGUGGCAAUCUUGAAAAUACUCGAAGUUUUGAAGGAUAGAAACGUAUGGGACGUGCCUUUGUGGGUUCCGUUCUUGACCACACUCGUGACCUUUGGUUCGUCGGCUCUUGGGAUUGCGUAUGGAAGCUUGUCCACAAACCUGGACCCGACCAAGACUAACUCUGUUUUCGGACUCAAGGAAGCAAAGGAGAAUUGGGUAGAGAUGUGGAAAGAAGAUUAAUGAUGAUAAUUUAUGAAUGCUUUUGUUUUGUUUUUUGGUCUAUGUGGAACAGAGCAAUAGAUUUGACUAUUUGAUGAACUUCAAAUUAUAAUCGUGUCACUGGUUGUGGCGUAUAUAUGUUCUUUCCGAACAAAUGAAAAGUCGUGUGCUUCUCUGAGUUCGAGUGUGGUCUUUUUUUGAGGAGAGUAGUAGAAGUUUUGUGUUCUAUAUGUUGCCUAUGUGUUUUUAGUUUCAAGUAGCAUAUUAACGUCAGGCACACAUGUAAACCUAUUGUUUCGGUUGGUAAUUAUUUUUGAUUGAUGAUCAAAUCUUG
Molecule: messenger RNA, 844 nt
Organism: Capsella rubella
Lineage: Eukaryota; Viridiplantae; Streptophyta; Magnoliopsida; Brassicales; Brassicaceae
Exons: 1
Coding region: 25-531 (168 amino acids)
Source: RefSeq, a predicted model, not a curated record